Fundulus heteroclitus (mummichog) is the source of this 901-nucleotide messenger RNA. RefSeq names its product formation of mitochondrial complex V assembly factor 1 homolog (gene fmc1). Lineage: Eukaryota; Metazoa; Chordata; Actinopteri; Cyprinodontiformes; Fundulidae. The transcript has 2 exons. Bases 75 to 407 code for a protein of 110 amino acids. The record is from RefSeq and is a predicted model, not a curated record. Gene Ontology annotation, cellular component: mitochondrion.
AUGGCAGUGCCGAAUUUGAUUGGGAAUGCCUGGCUGCCUCGAAGUGUCGCCUGAAAUCAGUACAUCGUGGAGAGAUGGCGUCUCUGUCAUCUCCUCUGAGAGUCUGUAGAGGAAUAUUGAAGGAGUUGCGUGCCAUUCAAGGAGCGAGCUACAAACAGUCGCUGGCUUACAAUUAUGUUAUGGAUCAAUUUCGCAAGAAUAAGGUGACAGGGGAAAGGUACUGCAGAGCGCAACAGGAGGCGCACCACGCCUCGCUCACGUACCUGUGUCUGCUGGCGUCCACCAGGAACCACCUGGCCCUGCACACCCUCUACCACGGCAAGGGAGAGCGCAGCCCUGAACAAGCCGCCGGGCUAGUGGGGCUCCGGCUGCCGUCGCAGCCCGGAGGGAAAGGCUGGGAGGAGUAAGGACGGGUGGAAACGCGGUCAGCGGGAGGAGAUCACGACACACACUCUCUGGAACCACCUGCGUGAAUCGCUGAAGUGUCAGGGCGUCGUACCGCUGCCAUCCUGCCAUUUAAACUCCACGUGGCUGGUCAGACUGCUGGGCGUGGCGUUGUGGACCGAGGGAACUUGACUUGUACUUUAGUUUGUUGGGCAACCGUUGCUGAAAGUGAGGGAAAAUGUGUAGACUGAUCAAAGGUCAGCUAAAAUCUAAAACUUUGAUAUAAGUUUUGGUUUUAGGCGUGUUGAUGUCUAAUGGCAGCACCUUUAAAAACUCUGAAAAUGCCGCCACUUGGUGUAUGUCUCUCAUUUAAAGUUAAUCACCUCAGUGGUUGCUAUAAAGAAAUCUUGCAGGUGAUAAUACCUGUCUGUAUGUAAAUAAAGCUCUCCUUUUGAUUGUGUGUGUUUAAUUAUGUGUACGAACAGACAGGCUGAAAUAAACCUCCGUCUUUAUUUAA